Molecule: messenger RNA, 1022 nt
Organism: Abrus precatorius (Indian licorice)
Lineage: Eukaryota; Viridiplantae; Streptophyta; Magnoliopsida; Fabales; Fabaceae
Product: anamorsin homolog
Exons: 9
Coding region: 84-875 (263 amino acids)
Biological process (GO): iron-sulfur cluster assembly
Cellular component (GO): cytoplasm
Molecular function (GO): iron-sulfur cluster binding
Source: RefSeq, a predicted model, not a curated record
UCUGCAGUCGGCAACUCUCACCUUAUUCUCGAAUCUUCCAUUCUGAGCUAUCGCUUUUGGUUGAACUUGAAGGUCUCAUCGUAAUGGAUGGUUCAAAGAUGCAUGGUGCUGUGUUGGCAUGUACAGAUGGAGCUGUUCUUCCGGUUAGUCAAGUGUUUGAUGCAAUUAGAGAGCUGGGGAAUGAAGGGAUUGAACAAUGGGAUCCACUGGUUCUUACAUCUGCGUCACUAUUAAGCAAGUUGCCCUUGGAAUCUUCCUCUGUUGAUUUUUUGGUUUUAAUCUGGCUGUCAAUUGAUUGUCCCACCGACCAACUGAUUCAGGAAAUUCUUAGAGUGUUAAAAGUAAGUGGGACAGUUCUUAUUCGCAAGUCAUCUCAGUCUGCUGUGGGUUCAGUUGAUAAGCUGAUAUCUGAUCUUCAAAACAAGUUAUUGUUAGCAGGAUUUUCAGAAACACAAGUCUUACAGUCAACUGGGAUCAAAGCUAAAAAGCCUUCAUGGAAAAUUGGUUCAUCUUUUGCGAUAAAGAAGGCAACACCUAAAGUGCAAAUUGAUGUUGAUUCAGAUCUGAUCGAUGAAGAUAGUCUUUUGACGGAAGAAGAUUUAAAGAAACCCCAGCUGCCACCUACAGGUGAUUGUGAAAUUGGGAGUACAAGAAAAGCCUGCAAAAAUUGCACCUGUGGGAGGGCUCAAGAAGAGGAAAAAGUAUUGAAGUUAGGAUUGACAGCAGAACAGAUUAAUAAUCCUCAAUCAGCUUGUGGCAGUUGCGGACUAGGGGAUGCUUUCAGGUGCAGUACCUGCCCUUACAAGGGAUUGCCUCCCUUCAAAUUGGGCGAGAAGGUAGCACUGUCUGGUAACUUCCUUUCAGCAGACAUAUAAAUGGAUAAAGUUGGGGUAUUCUGAUCCUUCUAGCUGUUUGUGAAGGAAAAAGAACGAUGCCUCUUAGCCUAUGUAUGCUGGGUAAAAAGUCUCGCACUACUUAGUUACAAAAGUGAUGCGAAUAGACUUUGUGACGGUUAUUAGACA